GUAAACUGUAAUCUUAAGCAGGGCUGCCGCUGCGACUGUCACACUAUUGGAUAUAUAACACUGUAAGCGUUGGUUUGAGAAAGUUUACUGUAGAACUGAGGCGGAAAUGAAACAUAGAACUUGAAGGAAUCAAUAACCAAGAAACGCUUUACAAUUUCAAACAAGUACAAACUAUCCGUCAUGGAGUUAACUUUUCUCUUCAGCAUUGCUAUGCUGUUCAGUUGUACUAUGGGAUAUAAUCUUGAAGGACGUUUACCUUUGUACAAAAGUGGUGGGACCAACAGUACAUUUGGAUUCAGCGUUGCUUUACAUAAACUUUCCAUUGACCCAGGGAGUUCGCUGGAGAAAAGCUUGCUCGUGGUUGGUAGCCCUACAGCCGAAGCCUUGCCAAGUCAAACAAAUGCUGUGAAACCUGGUGGAAUAUACCACUGCCCAGUUAGUACUAACUCUGAAGAUUGUACCCGAAUAGCCAUGGAUUUGGGCGAAUCCAGUAGAACUAACAACAAAACUGGGCAGUGGCUGGGCGUCAGUCUUAAAAGCCAAGGUGCGGGGAAGUACCUGAUAACGUGCGCCCAUAGACACUCAAUGAGAUUAUAUUCGAGAGUAAACGAAGUCGAAAGGCUCUGCGGGAAGUGUUUUCUUUUGAACGGUACUGAUGCGAACGGAUUGACCGAAAUCACACCGAGUGAUGUAGACAACAGAUUUAUAGCGUCUCCGUGCGACCAAUUACAACGAGCGAAUACGCUUUCCAAAAACAACUUGGGAUAUUCACAGAGUGGCGUUUCUCUGUCACUUAUAGACAACGAAUAUUUGUUGGGUGGACCUGGUAUGUGGUCAUGGACAGGCGGGAUGUUUGAUAUCCAGAUGGCAGAUCUGGAAGCAACGGAAGCUUUAGAUAUUUUUACAUCUUCUACGGCGAUGUACGAGACGCUGGGCUGUUACAAAAACGAAUUGGACCGCGGAAAAGUAAAAUGCGACAAUAUUCCGUUGCGAAGAGACAGCUAUUUGGGAUUUUCAGUUGCAUCAAGUAACGCAAUUAAACCUGGAGAAACAACGUACGUGGCUGGGGCACCAAGGGGCAACUAUACUGGUGCCAUCGUAAUGUAUCGAAAAAUAAGCGAUGGUCUUUCGAAAAGUCUUGCACCUAUACUAACGGAUACAAUACUUGGCGAAUUUAUUGGAUCCGGAUUUGGUUUUUCAGUGGCGACCAUUGAUGUAAAUGGAGACGGUCUGGACGAUUUAUUAGUUGGGGCACCGCAGUAUUACGAGUAUUCGAACGAGGGAAAACACGGAGGCGCAGUCUACGUUUAUAUAAACCAACGUGGUGUAGCUUUCAGUCAAAUCACACCGAAGAAAUUGUUGGGAUCACUGGACUCUUUCUUUGGUUAUUCCAUCGCUUCAGUUGGAGAUAUUGACCAAGAUGGCUACAUAGAUUUCGCGGUCGGCGCUCCACAGGAAAAACCAAACGGAAAAGUCUACAUUUUCCGAGGUUCCGCCGACGGCAACGUAAAGCAGUCGCAGGUAUUUAACGGAGCUAACUUUACCGAUAUCAAACCGGACGUCAAAGGCUUCGGCGUCUCAUUGUCCGGUGCAGUGGAUAUUGACAAUAAUAAAUAUCCUGAUCUUUUGGUCGGGACUUUAUCCGACUAUGUUGUGCUGCUACGGUCAAGACCAGUUAUCACAAUCGAGUCAAGCCUUUCUGCAAGUCCCACUAGUUUGGAUCUAAGAAAUCCGAACUGCACACUUGCUUCAAAGACAUAUUCUUGCUUCGAGCUUCAGUUUUGUUUCAGAUACAAUGCUCGACAUAAGGAAUACACGGAGAUACUGCCAAUACAUUAUAGCAUAACGUUGGACAGUGAGCUUCAGAAAGAACGAAAGGCUGCAAGAGUGGCAUUCGCUUCUCCCCAAGGACCAAGCCUUAUGAGUGACGUAGCCAAUGUUCCAAGAGCCGGUCAAUGGUAUUGUCCUGGUGGGAAGUACAAAGUUUUCUUCAUCGGUUCUGAAGAUCGUUUGCGACCAAUCAAGAUUGAUUUUGAGUUUAAUCUUGCAAGUGAGAUAAACGGUGUGAAAAGGGAGAGACCAGACCAACCAGUGUUCAACAUGAUCAAUGACCCGAUCAUGGACGCCGAUUUUCCGCAUGCCCGAACUUCUGUGGUGAAUCUUGCCAACAACUGUGGCGAUGACGGUUGUCAGAGCAAUCUCAAACUACGAGGUUCAAUUCCCCCUGAAGUCGUGGUCGGUCGAGACAGCAAAAUGCUUCUUUCUCUCAAUGUAACCAACGACGGUGAAGAGGCUCAUCAAGCUGUUGUAUCAGCUAAGCUCCCUGCUUGGGUUUACUACGAUAACUACACAGUAACUAGAUCCUCUGGAGCCGAGAUAGUGUGCACUACAUCCGACAUAGGCGGUUCUACAUUUGUUGUUUGCACUCUUGGGAAUCCGUAUGUUGAAGGCAGUGCAGAUACCAUUGAUAUAUUGUUAGACGUUCAACAACUAACUGCUGACACCAAACAGAUUGUGAUUGAGGUGACAGGAUCAACUACAAGCAUAAACCCGGAGAUCCCACCCACCCCACUCUAUUCCGACGUUAUAAUUCAAAUGAUGCUAUCUCUAUCCGGCUACGGCAAGCCUCAGCAGGUUCGUUACGUCAAUGCUCCAAUAAAAGGAGAGUCGGCAAUUCAUUAUACGAACGAGAUUGGACCGUUUGUUGAAUAUACGUUCACGGUGAAAAAUGACGGACUACAGCUGGCAAACGGAGUUCGUCUUAUAGUGGAUUUCCCUAUUGAAAUCAAUAACGGUAAAUGGUUAAUGUACCUUGUAUCUGCCCAUGUUCGAUCUGGAGGUUUACAAAUAGUUGGAGAAUGUGAACAACAGUACCAAAACACUUUACAUUUCAAAUUACCUGUCACUGCGUCCGUCAGCGCAGCCAGGAGGACAAAACGGGAGGCAAAAGCUUCAAGUUUGUAUGAACCACGUCGCUUAUCAUCAACGCAGAGUGGUUCGAAUUUCGUGACACUUGACUGUCAUGGAGAUACUGCGAGAUGCGUGAAAAUCGGCUGCACCUUAGAUCCUAUACAACCAGGGUCAACGACAUCGGUUAACUUGCAAGCCAGGUUGUGGAACAACACUUUCCUGGAGGAGUUUGUUGACAUCGACUUAGUGAACGUUGCAGCUUCAGCUACAGUUUCUAACAUUGAUAGCAACGUUCGAAUCACUGGUUCGCCCACCCACGAGGCACUUACUACAGUGGAUCACGCGUAUUUUGAAGUGUCAGUCAAGUCUUCGUUCCCAUGGUGGUACAUCCUUAUCGGCAUCCUAAUUGCUCUCAUCAUUUACAUUAUUAUCAUUUACCUUCUAAUCAAAUGCGGAUUUUUCAAGCGGAAGAAGUACCCCAGAAAUCAACAUCAUGCGCAAGACGACAACGGUGCUGCAGUGGCUGAAGAAGAAAAGGAACCAACGAACAGAGAAACGGCAACGUGAUAUCGCCGUGUGUAUGGGAUUAUAUAGGUUAUUGGGGGCAUUGCUUGACUCGUAUUUUAAACACAUGUGAAUGUGGUCCUUUAUUACAGCCGCAUGAGAUAACAUGUUGAUGUUCGUGAUAGAAUACUAUUACACCGAUGUUUUAAAUUUAUCAAACUUUGUCAACAUUUUCAAUUAAUGACCGCGAACGGCACUUAUUCAAUCAUUUCAACUGAGUUUUUUUUACUUAAAUUGAAUAUAUUAUUUAACCGCUUUAAAGUAAAGUAUAUAUGGUCGUUUUUAAAACGUUUCUUUUGCAUGCUUGGAAAGUAUUUUACAAUUUUAAAAAAACUUAGAAAUGAAAUUUUGUUUGGAGCAUCUUUUUGUACGUAACUAACAUAAAAUUGAAAUAAAAAUUGGUAACACCUGUGA
This is a messenger RNA of Ciona intestinalis (vase tunicate), 3888 nucleotides long. The record is from RefSeq and is a predicted model, not a curated record. NCBI's taxonomy places the organism in Eukaryota, Metazoa, Chordata, Ascidiacea, Phlebobranchia, Cionidae.